AUGUCUGCCGCGUCCAGGCGAGCCCAGGUGCGCUCGCUCCUCUCGGCCCGCUCGGGCAUCCUCGUCGACCGCGCAGAGUCGUACCUCGCAGCCGUCGACGUAUGGGCAGGCCAGGGCAAUGCAAAGGUCGUCCAACGCAUCGGCACAGGCCUCGUCGCCGUAUGCUGCUGGCUGGCAGCAGAGAGCCUCGACAGCACCACCUUCACUCGCGCCGCCGCAGAGAGGGCGUCCGGUCUCACCCCGAUCCAGUUCCGCAAUGCUGAGCGCGACCUCCGCGCCGCUGUCUCGAGCGUCGGGCACUCGGUGCCGGCUCUCCAAUCCUCGGCUGCCCUCCAACCUCUCACUCCUUCCCGCCGCAGCGCUGCGUCUUCGGUCCAUGGCACACCGUCGCAGCGCAGCGCUGGCGCCGACAGUCCGGUACCGUCGAGGACAACGCCCAGCAAGCGGAGAAGGCUCGACGACGUCACCAGCUUCGAUCCCGCCGACCGCAGCCCGGAAGCGCUGCGAGCAAAGGCGCAGGCCGCACAGUCCGGCACCCUCUUCGCCAAACCACCCGGUCACGACCCAUUGCCGUCGCCCCAUGCGAUCUCCGCCCUCUCGACACCGAGGACCACGCGCUUCCGCGAUCACUUGGCCGGCGCGCAACCGCUGGCGCACACCCCCUCCCGGAGCUCUCCGCUCAAGCGUCAGAGGUUCGACGAGAGCCCCGCAUCAGCUGCAGAUCCGCGUGCCGCCGCAGCCGAAGCCUCUUUCGAGGCAGCCAUGGCAGCCGUCGCCGGAGCGGCACGGACGCCGUCGGCGGUCGGUCCGGACUGCGCCGCAACAGGUAUAGACGCGCGGGGGAAUGCUGGCGCCGGCGGCGAGGCCGGGGACAAAGCCGUCUACGGUAUGGACCUCGCGGAUCCGCUCUUUGACCAGCCUUCUGCAGGACACAGUCGGGCUCGCCGCCUGCAAGCGAUGCGCAAGCAGGUGCUCGGACUCGGCAGCAGCGGCAGAAGCCACGGAGGCUCGAGGAUCCUCACCACCCGGCCAACCCAGACGGAACUGCAGAUCAGGUUGGAGUCGCUGCGGCACCGCCUGGCACCGCUGCUGGAUGGUCAAGACGGCACUGCCGCUUCAUCUAGCGACGACCCCGCCUCCGCUGGCGACCGGUGGGACGCGUAUGGCUCUGCGGCGGACCUCUUUAUCUGCAUCCCGAUUGUCAAUCCGUCCUCUUAG
Pseudozyma flocculosa PF-1 is the source of this 1218-nucleotide messenger RNA. RefSeq lists its product as uncharacterized. NCBI's taxonomy places the organism in Eukaryota, Fungi, Basidiomycota, Ustilaginomycetes, Ustilaginales, Ustilaginaceae. The record is from RefSeq and is a predicted model, not a curated record. Bases 1 to 1218 code for a protein of 405 amino acids. The transcript has 2 exons.